Messenger RNA from Knipowitschia caucasica, 939 nucleotides. NCBI's taxonomy places the organism in Eukaryota, Metazoa, Chordata, Actinopteri, Gobiiformes, Gobiidae. The record is from the annotation of a GenBank genome assembly.
AUGGAGAAACACAUGUGCAGAAGGACAGAAGAAGGAAAUAAGGAAUUCGGAAGUGAGAUACCUUCUGAGGAGCAGUUCCUGCCACAAGCGCUGUGCAGAAUACAGAACAUCUCACGGAAAAAGCGAGGUCCUUCAGGAACGCAGCGAAGACACAAGACACAUGUAAGAGGAAGGACAGAGGAGAGACAGAGGAAGAGGAGAACCAGGAAGGACAGAGGAGACACAGAGGAAGAGGAGAACCAGGAAGGACAGAGGAGACACAGAGGAAGAGGAGAACCAGGAAGGACAGAGGAGACACAGAGGAAGAGGAGAACCAGGAAGGACAGAGGAGACGAAGAGGAGGAAGGACAGAGGAAGAGGAGAACCAGGAAGGACAGAGGAGACGAAGAGGAGGAAGGACAGAGGAGACACAGAGGAAGAGGAGAACCAGGAAGGACAGAGGAGACGAAGAGGAGGAAGGACAGAGGAGACACAGAGGAGGAAGGACAGAGGAGAGACAGAGGAGGAAGGACAGAGGAGAGACAGAGGAGGAAGGACCGAGGAGACACAGAGGAGGAAGGACAGAGGAGACACAGAGGAAGAGGAGAACCAGGAAGGACAGAGGAGACACAGAGGAGAAGAAAACCAGGAAGGACAGAGGAGACGAAGAGGAGAAAGGACAGAGGAGAGACAGAGGAGGAAGGACAGAGGAGACACAGAGGAGGAAGGACAGAGGAGACACAGAGGAGGAAGGACAGAGGAGACACAGAGGAGGAAGGACAGAGGAGACACAGAGGAGGAAGAGAAACAUGGAGAGAGGAGACAAAGAAGAGGAAAAGAACCAGGAAGGAGAGAGGAGACGAAGAGGAAGGAGAAAGGAGACGAAGAGGAGGAAAAGAACCAGGAAGAAGAGAGGAGAUGAGAUGGAAGAAGGGAACCAGGAAGGAGAUAAAGCUCUAG